UAAAAAAUUAUUAUCAAACAUCUAUAUUAUAAUAUAAUAUAUUCUACUCUAAAUAUAUUUUACAAAACAUAAAAAUAUAAAUUGACAUUUUAUAAAAUUAUUGGUUUAUAAAUUUACAUUGAACGCAAGUUAAAUCCAACACCGCACGGGGACGCGGGUCAAGAUCUAAGAUCUAGUUAGGGUUAAUAAAAAAAGGAGUGAUGAUUAAAUUUUUAUAAGAUAUUGUGCUUAUACAAAGGUUUUAUUAGUUAAAGAUGUCAUCCAUCUUAUGUAGUUAAAAUGCAUGAGUAAAUUUAAGUAGAAUAAAUUAAUUUUACCUCACAAUGAAGUAAAAGUGUCAAAAUUUGUAUAUUAUUAUAGUUGACACCUCAAUGAGCAUAAUAAAUCUCUGGUUCUAAGUACAUUUUUAUUUAUUACAAAAAUAUGAUUUUGAAAAUAUAGAUUUAUUUCCAUUAUACACUACUGCAAAAGGAAAUAAUAAGUCAAAGUCGAUGUAGCUUACCAUCUGUAACAUGAUUGUUGGUACAAUGUAUUAUGCACCAUAUAGGAUUAGGAAUAGAAAUAGGGACCAAACAAAAAAGGGAAAACAAAAAAUCACAAAUAAAAUUUUCAAUAUAAAAGCUAUAUAGCGUAUCAUGAAAAUUGAUUUGUUUUUAAACGUCUGUUAAGGUUUAUCUCUAGAAUAAACAAACUUUCGUCUUUAUCAAUGCUAGUUUGUGUGGUUAUAAAAACAUAAUCUACGACUUCAAGUUAAUAGUAUAUCAUCAUUCUAGUUUUGGUCUAACUUUUUAUAUAUUUGUAACAGAAUUGCUUAGAAAAUGAGCAUAGGAGAGAAAACCAGUGGUGGUUCAUCGUGGAGCAGGGAUGAUGAUAUUGCUUUUGAGAAAGCUCUAGCAAUUUAUGCCGACGAAACUGAGGAUCGCUGGGAAAAGAUUGCUGGAGUUGUUCAUGGAAAAACAUUGGAGCAAGUUUUAAAACGUUACGAGGUUUUACUACGUGAUGUUCUGAUGAUUGAAUUAAGCUAUGUAUCUCUUCCUGAGUACGAUUCUUCAGAAGGCACACAUGCCAAAGAUACAAACAUUUCGGAGUAUGGCAUCAUCGAUCGAAAAUGUGAGGAUACGCAAGAAUGCAAACCAAAACUAAAGCAAAGACGACGUAAGGGGAUUGCAUGGACACCGGAUGAACACAGCCAGUUUCUUAUUGGUCUGGAAAAAUAUGGAAAAGGUGAUUGGCGUAGUAUUUCUCGUCACUUGGUAGUGACAAGAACGCCAACUCAAGUCGCAAGUCAUGCUCAGAAAUACUUCUCACGUCUUAACUCUAAGACCAAAAACAAAACGAGACAAAGCAUUCAUGACCGUGACGUUGGAGAAAGCAGUAACACCUCAGCAAUGCAUAGUCCGAAUACAUGGCAAAACACUCAAGCCACUUCGCAACCAUCACAAGACCAUCAUCCUACAUAUAGCACACCAACCCUAUGGAACACACAAGCUACUUUACAACAACCACAAGACCAUCCUAUGUAUGGUACACCCACCAAAUGGAACAUGCAAGCCGCUUUGCAACCAUCGGUGAAUAUACCUAUCUAUGGCACCCACACCGUAGACCAAUCAAUGGUUGGACAUAGGGUCUCACCAUUCGGAAGUAACAUGAACCGCUUGGCUCCACCUCACAUGGCUUACGGAGUUCAACAUCAUUCAGCACCUUACUCCUCGGUUUCAAGAGCACCUUACUCCUCGGUUCCUAGUGCACCGUUUAACAUGGCAGCUUCGUACAACAUGACAUAUGCACCUACAUCUCGUUAGAUAGGUCUGAGGCCUCUGUUUUAUAUGCUUGUUAAGGUGUAAAAUGGUUUAAAGAAACUUAAUAUUCAGUUUGACUUGUUAUUUCAAAUGAUUAAACAAGUUAUUUUCCUGUGUUUAUGCACGGAUAUAAAUAUUUACAAAUAAAUAUAUCAAAAAUUAAGAAUAUUAUAAUUUUAAUUAUUUUAUAAUAUAUGUGUAUAAUUUAUUUUAAAUAAUAUUAUAUUAUUUUAAGAGAAAUUCUCUAGGAUACUACUAAUUUUUUUAAAAAAAAUAUAUCAUACAAGUAUCACGAUGAUAAAAAUAUUUCAUUACAAAGUUAAAUAAACACUUAUAUCCAUAAAGUAAACUAAUAUAAAAUAUUUAGAUUACGCGUUCAUUGCUUAUGUUCGUCAUCUGCUACUCGAGGGAGUGGUUGCUCAGAUGAGCUUAUCUCCGGUAAAGUUCCUUGGUGGAAACAAAACAAAGAAGUGUCGCCGCAAAUCUAGAGAAGAAGAAGAAAGUAUAAUAACAAGCAGAACCAUUGUACCAAAUUUUAGUAAAAAGAAGAUAAAAACAAGAAGAGACAUUGGUACAUGUUACCAUACAUCAAGCAUAAUUGAUAUAGUUAUUGACAUAGUUUGAUAAUUGAGAUCAAGUUUUACGUAUAUUAUUUUACGUAUAUUAUUUUCACCAACCAAUAGAAUUAUGUUAUUUCAAAUUUGAUAUCUUUUAUAAAAGGAAAUUAAACAAAAUAUUGUCAAUUUAUAUUAUGUUUUUAAAAUAAAAAGAUAAA
Brassica napus (rape) is the source of this 2574-nucleotide messenger RNA. Its product is annotated as transcription factor SRM1. The record is from RefSeq and is a predicted model, not a curated record. NCBI's taxonomy places the organism in Eukaryota, Viridiplantae, Streptophyta, Magnoliopsida, Brassicales, Brassicaceae. Bases 819 to 1802 code for a protein of 327 amino acids. Gene Ontology annotation, molecular function: DNA binding. The transcript is spliced from 2 exons.